Molecule: messenger RNA, 1974 nt
Organism: Rotaria sp. Silwood1
Lineage: Eukaryota; Metazoa; Rotifera; Eurotatoria; Philodinida; Philodinidae
Source: the annotation of a GenBank genome assembly
AUGCAAGAUAAUUUGAAAAAUUUUUUAAUUAGUAGUUCAACACGAAUUGUUGUAUUAUGGGCUGGAUCAGUUUAUACAACUUUAAUUAUACAAAAUGCACUUGAUUCUGAUGUUCUUGGUCCACAUUUCACAUGGAUAUUAAGUUCAAGUCUCCCAUUAAACUCUUUUCAUGAAACAUAUCAUCAAAAAUUAAUUGGAAUGCUAACUGUUGAACCUAUACCAGGAAAUAUUGUUGAUGCACCAAUUAAUACAACAUUAUUAAAUGCAGCCUAUACUAUUUGGAAACAAUAUGAACCUGAAACAUUUCCGAAUUCAGGAAAAGUAAAUUAUUUUGCAUUAUUUGCAUUUGAUGCAACUUGGUUAUUGAUUCAAUCAUUAAAAGAAUUGUGUUCAAAAACUACUAAUAGUUCUUCAUCAUGUAUAUCAUUUAGCAAUUCUUCAUUCUGUUUUGACCGUCAUUUUCUUAAUUCCGAGUUAUUUUUUAAUACAAUUAAUAAUAUGAUACUACUUGGUGUGUCUGGUCCGAUUCAAUUUAAUAUUAAUGUAACAGAUCGAAUAGAUGGUAGUUUUUACUAUGCACAAAACUCUCGAAAUUCUUCAAAUAGACUAAAUUUUGUACCAGUAUUGAAAUAUUCUAAUCGUGAUGGUUGGCAAGAAUAUUCAGAAGGAAAUGUAAUUAUCUGGUCAGGUAAUUCGUUAAUACCUCCUACUGGGGGUGCAAAACUUGAAGGUGUUAAAUUACGAAUUGGUGUUAUUCAAUCAGUUCCAUUUACAAUGAUCAGUACUGUAACAAAUGAAUUUGGACAGAAGACAACAAAGUUAAUUGGUUAUAUACCUGAUCUUAUUGAUCUUUUACAAAAUAAGAUGAAAUUUAUUCCAAAUAUUGAAUUAAUACCAUCGAAUAGAACUUAUGCUUCAUUAGGACAGCUAGUAGAAGAUCGUGUUUAUGACAUAAUAAUAGGUGAUGUGACAGUUACUGCUGUAAGAAGAGAAAAGAUUGGUUUUUCAAAUUCAAUAUUUGAUAAUUCUUUACGUAUUAUUAUGCGAAAAACUCCCGACGUUGAUUUGGAUGUCUUUGCAUUUAUGAAACCAUUCUCAUGGAGGCUGUGGUUAUUGAUCUUGGGUAUUACUGUUUUGGCUAGCAUUUUAAUCUGUCUAUUAGAGAGAGAAACAAAUCCGAUACUAGAAGAAGAAAGAACAAUAACUGGUUUAUAUGCAAUGAGUGUUUGGUAUACGUUUGGUAAUCUUGUAGGAUAUGGUGCAGGUUCUCUUCAUCCUAAAACACCUGCUGGACGUUUAUUAACUGCUGGUUUAUAUAUCUUAUGUUUAGUAUUAGUUGCAUCAUACACUGCAAAUUUAGCAUCUGAUCUAACAGUAUCAAGAUCAAAAGAUCUUAUUUCUGGAAUUGAUGAUAUUAAAAGUGGAAAAAUACCAUUUCAUCGUAUUGGUAUUCGUGUAGGUACAGCUAUGGAAGAAUAUUAUUUAAGAGAAAUUUCUGGUGGUAAUCGAAAUUAUUAUCCAUUUCAAUCUCUCGAAGAAGUGUAUGAUGGUUUAUUAAAUAAUAAAAUCGAUGCAUCUUUUCAUGAUGCGGGUGCUGCAGAAUAUAUAACUAAUAAUAUAUAUUGUAAUUUAACACUGAUUGGUGAAGGUUUUGAAAAAGGUGUAUUUGGUAUUAUAACACCUAAAAAAUGGUUAUAUGGACAAGACUUAGAUGUCAAUAUAUUAUCAUUACGAGAAACAGGUAAUCUUCAUAAUUUAAGAAGAAAAUGGUUUCAACUAAAGAAAUGUUCUGGUUCAACAUCAACAUCUACUGCAAUUGAAAUUGAAUCAUUGAUUGGAUUAUUUUCAAUAUUUGGAAUAAUUUGUGUUCUAUCAUUAUUAUUAUUUGCAUGGAAGAAAUUAAAAAGCUUCAGGAAUACUCCCCAAGAAUUCUCAAACGACGAAAUACCAUUGCCUACACUCUCGCAUCAUUAA